Molecule: messenger RNA, 1481 nt
Organism: Cannabis sativa
Lineage: Eukaryota; Viridiplantae; Streptophyta; Magnoliopsida; Rosales; Cannabaceae
Product: protein PHR1-LIKE 1-like
Exons: 7
Coding region: 313-1167 (284 amino acids)
Molecular function (GO): DNA binding; DNA-binding transcription factor activity
Source: RefSeq, a predicted model, not a curated record
CUGAUUUUCAUUUAAAGAAUGCCGUCCUUCCCUAGCUUGCCACGCUAGAUUUCCUUGCCAUGUAGCACUUAUACUAUAUCAUAUUCUAGUAUAAUGAUGAAAGCUUGCUAGUACUUAUCAUCUUAACACCAUAUAUUUUCAUUUUGUAAUGUAUAAGCAUUAUAUAUUCCAAAACUUUUUCGAAGUUACACAAAAAGGUGCUAUCAUAAUCAUGUAUAAAUAAAAUAAAAUAAUGUUUGGAGAUGAGAAACUACAGAUCCUAGCUUACAAUAUCUAAAAAAAAAAAAUUAAUUAGAAGGUAGAGAUCAAGAGAUGGAUUCAGAUCAACCCAACAAAAUAAGUCAUCAUCAGAAUUGCAUUAUUAAUUAUAAUGGUAAUGUUGUUCCUCUUUUCUCUGAGUUGCUCGAGAUGUGCAGCUCAUUCCAAAUCCCAUUUUUCCAAUCUUCUACUGACCACGAUGAUGAAGCUAACAUUAUUAAUAAUAGCAGUCAUCAUCAAAGAGUCCAUGAAGAAGAUAAUCAGAAGGUGGAGACUUGUUACUCACAGCAGAAAGAUCAAAAGCAGUACUACUCAUCAGCAGAUCAAACUGUUUUCAAUUCUUCUGAAUUAUCUUGCGAAAAUGUAAGUGGGAUAAUAAAAAGUAGUGGAAAACAACGACUGAAAUGGACUCAAGAUCUUCAUCACCGAUUUGUGGAAUGUGUAAAUCGCCUUGGUGGUGCUCAAAAGGCAACCCCAAGAGGAGUACUAAAACUAAUGAACUCAAAGAUGUUGACCAUCUAUCAUGUCAAGAGUCAUUUGCAGAAAUAUCGAUGUUCAAAGUAUUUCGAAGAAUAUACAAAGGGAAAAGUUGAUAAUAAGAGAUUUACUUCUUGUGACACGCCUCAGUUGGAUAUGAAAAUUGGAUUAAUACAAAUCACGGAGUCAAUAAAACAAGUCAAUAAGAGACUUCAAGAACAAUUAGAGAUUCAACAAGAUCUGCAGUUGAUGGUUGAAAAACAAGGGAAGCAACUUCAAAUGAUAUUUGAGCACCAAAAAAAGACCAACAAAAAGUUCUUCAUGAUCAACUCAUCAAAGUCUCCCAUGCAAGUUAUUAAUACUACUGAUCCUAGCUUAAAUACUGGUCACUAUUUCUCCAUCGCAGAAGAUUCUGGUAGUUCCCACUUUUAAUCAGAUUUAUAUAUAACAUUAACAAAUAACAUUUCUAUAAUUAAGUAAACAUGAAAGGUCUUGGAAAUGGCAACCAAAAUGUAAUUUCAUUUGUAAAAUCUUAGUCCUUUACUGCAAACUUUGUCUCAGUCAAUAUACUAGUAAAAUUGAUAUUUAACCAUCUCUAUGCUUCACGUGGCAAAUUUGUCAUAAAAAUCGACAAAUAUUAUAUUUGGUACGUAUAAUUAAUGUUUUAAUUGUACUCAUUGUACUCUAAUACAUUAUAAAGUUAUACAAUUAAUACUAUUACUACUGUCACAAUUCCAGCCCUAAGC